AGUCUAUUUAUUAAACAAUAUUCCAUGAAUUUCAAUAGGAUAACUCUUUGGGUUUUCCCACAUCUCCACUACAACAAGUUUUGGUGUGUUUUGCUUGCUAACUCAGUUGCUUAAUACUAUUACAAGUGAACAAAUGAAGAUCGUGGUACGAGAAUCGACCAUGGUGAUUCCAAAGGAGGAGACUCCAAAGAUAAACCUAUGGUGUUCUAACCUCGACCUAAUGGUCCCAAACGUCCACACACAAACUGUCUAUAUCUAUCGUCCCAAUGGUGCUGCUAACUUCUUCGAUACAAAACCGAUGAAGGACGCUUUGAGCAAAGCUUUGGUCGCUUUUUACCCGGUGGGAGGCCGGUUAAAGGAAGACAAAAAUGGUCGGAUCGAGAUUGAUUGUCAAGGACAAGGCGUGUUGUUUGUAGAGGCGGAAUCCGAUGGUGUGAUUGACGAUUAUGGUGAUUUUGCACCUACACCUGAGCUCGCGAAACUUAUUCCAACCGUAGAUUACUCCCAAGGAAUUGGAUCAUAUCCGUUACUAGUCUUACAGGUUACUUUUUUCAAAUGUGGGGGAGUUUCCCUAGGAGUCGGGAUGCACCAUUAUGUCUGCGAUGGGACAUCCGCGUUGCACUUCAUGAACACGUGGGCCGAUAUGGCUCGAGGUCUUGACCUCACUAUAUCUCCAUUCAUUGACCGGACCCUCCUUCGCGCUAGGGACCCACCACGACCAGUCUAUGACCACAUCGAGUACCACCUUGGUCGGCCAAUGAAAUUGCCACUCGAAGCCCAAUCACAAGAAAAAGCAGUCUCGAUUUUCAAGUUAACACGAGACCAACUCAAUACGCUCAAAACAAAAUUGAGGGAGGAUGGCAGCCCAAUCAACUAUAGUUCCUUUGAAAUGCUCUCAGGUCAUGUUUGGAAGUGCGUGUGUAGAGCACGUGGCCUUCCUGUCGAUCAGGAAACCAAGCUCUACUUUGCUGCUGAUGGGCGGGCCCAUCUUGAGCCCGCUCUACCAGCAGGUUAUUUUGGAAAUGUUAUCUUCUCAAAUAACGCCACAUCAACAGUAGGCGAAAUUCUAUCGAAUCCUAGUUGGUUCGCUGCCAGUAAAAUCCGUGAGGCUGUCGUGAGGAGGACCAACGAUUACCUAAGGUCAAUAAUCGACUACUUGGAACUUCAACCUAAUAUGUUGUCUUUGGCAGGUGCCACCAUGGAGACUUAUAAAAGUUCGAAUGUUGCUAUAACCACUUGGGCUUGGCUACCGAUUCAUGAUGCUGACUUUGGAUGGGGUCAACCGGUAUUCAUGGGGCCCGGUGGGGUUGGUAUUGAAGGAAUAUCAACUGUGGUACCUAGUCCAAUUAACGACGGGAGCUUGUCGAUAGUCAUAUCGCUACAAGCUGAACAAUUGAAGCUUUUCAAGAAGUUCCUCUAUGAUAUAUAACAUGGUAUAUACUUGUUCUUCAAAACAACUACAUGCUUUGGCUUGGUUUAGUUUAGUUUGAGCUGCCACUUUCUACCUCUUCCAAAAAGUAGGAUGUGCAAGUUUGAAUUGUGUGUGUAUUGUGGUUGUUGAAUAAAAUACUAUUUAACUUUACAUGUGUUCA
This is a messenger RNA of Helianthus annuus (common sunflower), 1592 nucleotides long. Its product is annotated as shikimate O-hydroxycinnamoyltransferase. The coding region runs from base 134 to 1429 and encodes 431 amino acids. The record is from RefSeq and is a predicted model, not a curated record. The transcript is spliced from 3 exons. Gene Ontology annotation, molecular function: acyltransferase activity, transferring groups other than amino-acyl groups. NCBI's taxonomy places the organism in Eukaryota, Viridiplantae, Streptophyta, Magnoliopsida, Asterales, Asteraceae.